CCGGGCGUUCGCGCGUCCUUCGGUAGGGGUUUGGCUCGCCAUGGCCGCCUGCGGAGCGCCGGCGUCCGCCCCCGAGCAACUUUGGCUUGAGUCCGCCCAGACCUUCAUCCAGGAGACCCUUUCUCUAGCUGGCAAGGAGCCGGAUAAACAGUUGACUCAGUCGGUAAUUGGCUGUGUGAAGGAUACCUGGCUGUCCCAGGCGGAGAACCAGGAUUUUACACUGCCCCUUAGCUACAGCUUUGUCUCAGUACAGAAUCUCAAGACCCAUCAGACUCUCCCAUGUUGCAGCCUCUUGUCCUGGAGCAGCGGUGCUUACCAGGCUUUGUCCCAAGGGGCUGGGCCAGGGGUCAGUGUCCUGCCCCGGAAGCAGCUGCUACUUUUAGGGACACUAACAGACCUGCCAGGGGAUUUGGAACAGGAGUGCAGGAAUGGAAGCCUGUACGUGAGAGAUAACACGGGAACCAUGGGCUGUGAGCUUAUCCAUCUAGAGCUCUCCUGGUUGGGCCAUCUCUUCCUGUUCCCCAGUUGGAGUUACCUCCCUCCUGACAGGAGGAAUGCCUUGGGGGAGGGGCACUUGGAGCUAUGGGAAAUGCCUGUGCCGGUGUUUCCUCUGACUGGCCCUCCUGGCCCCCCUGGGCCUAUCGCUGUCAUCUACCCAGAAAAGGCGUCCCAGCUGCUCAGAUACAGGAAGAGACGCAAAAUAAAGGAGCCAAAUCUGGCUGGAAAACUGGUCCGUCUGAGUGCACUGCUGAUAACUCAGAGCAAAAGGUACUUCGUCAUGACACUUGGGGAAUUAUCUCAAGAUAACAGCCAAGCUGGCAGCCAAGUGUCCAUCAUGGUACAGGUUCCUGCCCAGAUGGUGUGGUACCGAGCCCUCCAGCCUGACAGCGCCUAUGUGCUGACGAAGCUGCGUGUGACCAAGCUCCGGGGUUCCCGUUCCUGUGUUUGGACAACCAUCCCGUCUUCGGCCCUGAUGCCACUGAGACCAGAGUAUGUGCUGGAGCUGGGCAUGCCACCCUUGGAAGCUGACCUUACACCUCUCCCUGAGCCCACCACCUCCAAACAUGGCAGGGGCCAGGAAGGUCUUGUCCGGGAUUCCAGAGUCUUGCAUUAUUCGGGCACGGUCACGGCUGUGCUGAAUCAGUCCGCCAGCCUCUACAUCCUGGAUGAGCAGCUGACUCUCUGCCUCGCGUACCAGCAGAUCCAUGGCCUCAGGCGGGCGAUUCGACCAGGGGUCUGUGUUGAGCUCCGAGAUGUUCAUCUUCUCCAGUCCGUGGGUGGAGGAGCAACCAAACCUGUGCUAGCACUUUGUCUCCAUGGCACUGCUCUGCUCCGACGCUUCUCUCCUUUGAAGCCCAAGACUUUGCCAGUCUUCAAAGUUAAUGGUUCCUCAUUAUAUGAGCAACUCGUGUGGGAUUAUCAUUUAGGACUUCCCUUAUACUUAUGGGCUACCAAGGCCCUGGAGGAGCUGGCCUGCAAGCUGUGCCCCCACGUGCUGAGAUGCCACCAGCUCCUGAAGCAGCCCGCCCCUGGGAAGCCCAGCUUAGCACUGCAGCUCCUGGCGCCCUCCUGGGAUGCUCUGGUUCCGCCUGGCAGUCCCGCUCGGCAUGCCUAUGGUGAAAUCCUGGAAGAGCCCCACAGCUGCCCCCACCACAAAUACACUCCGCUGCAGACCCCCUACUCCUUUCCUACCCUGCUUGCCCUGGCAGAGGAAGGGCAGCGCAGGGCUUGGGCUGCCUUUGACCCGAAGGCCCUUGUGCCUCUCCCGGAAGCUGCUCACCUGACCAGCUGCCAGCUGAAUCGCCACCUAGCCUGGUCCUGGCUCUGUCUGCCCUCCCAUGUUUUCCAGCCAGCACAGGUUUUACUUGGGGUGCUGGUGGCUUCAUCUCGUAAAGGUUGCCUGCAGUUUCGGGAUCUCCGAGCUUCCUUGCCCUGUAUGCCCUUGACCGAGAACUCGCAGCCCCUCACUGACCCGAAGCUCAUAGGCUGCCUGGUACGGGUGGAGAAAUUCCAGCUGGUCAUAGAGAGAGAAGUCAGGAGCAGCUUCCCUUCCUGGGAGGAGCUGGGCCUGGCGAGCUUCAUCCAGAAGAAGCAGGCCAGAGUCUACGCCCAGUUCUUCCUGGCUGACGCCCUCAUCCUGCCUGUGCCCAGACUCACCUUUGACUCAGAGCCACCCCAGACAGACGACUCCUGCCCAGAGGGACCGCACAUGGCGCAGAGCCGGCUGUUCUUACUGUCACACAAGGAGGCCCUCAUGAAACGCAAUGUUUGUGUCCUUCCGGGAGGCAGUCUGCGGCCUCCAAAGCCCAGCCUGAGUUUCCACGCAUCAGGCACUUGGCUUUGUGGUACCCAGAAGAAGGAGGGCUCCGGGUGGGGUCCACCUGAGACUCUGGGAGCGGAGAACAAGGAUCGGAAGGUCUUCCUUGUCUUCUGUGGCUCUUCGGUUCGAUGGUUUCCAUUCUUGUACCCAAAUCAGGUCUACCGACUCGUGGCUCCUGGCCCGUCGCAGACAUCACCAUUCGAGGCAGAGCGUUCAUCCGCAUGGCACCGCCCUCUGGAACUGGCCGACUGUGCGUCUUGCCUCACUGUUCAGGAGGCCUGGACCCUGGAACUUGGGAGCUCUCAGGACUUACCUAGUGUGCUAGAGAUCUCCAAAGCCCUGCCUGAGUCCCCACUGGCCCACCUGCUCAGUGACAACUUCCCCAGUUCCUUGGUGUCUUUUUCUGCUGAGAUUUUGUCACGGAUGCUGUGUGAACCGCCUCUGGCCCUUCGCCGGAUAAAGCCUGGGAACACCAGGGCCAUUAAAUCUGGCGUGAAGCUGACAGUGGCUCUAGAGACGGGUGGCCAAGAAUAUCCCCCACACCUGGACGUGUAUAUCGAAGACCCACACCUGCCGCCCCCGAUGGGCCUCCUUCCCGGGGCCCGGGUCCACUUUAGCCAGCUGGAGAAAAAGAUUUCCAGAUCCCACGUUGUUUACUGCUGUUUCCGGCCAUCCACUUCUGUGCAGGUCCUCAGCUUUCCCCCAGAGACCAGAGCCAGAGCUCCCCUGCCCCACAUCCACCUGGCUGAGCUUCUUCAAGGCGGCCCGGCUCCGUUCCAGGCCACUGCUUCUUGCCAUAUUGUUUUCGUCUUGAGCCUUCAGAUCCUGUGGGUGUGUGCGCACUGCGCCAGCAUCUGUCCCCAGGGGAAGUGUGGCCGUCAGGACCCCUGCUGUCCAGCGCAGAGGGCCAUAAGCCAGGCCAGCGUCAGGCUCCUGGUAGAAGAUGGCACUGCGGAAGCCACAGUGACCUGUAGGAAUCAUCACGUGGCAACAGCGCUAGGGCUGAGUCCUAGUGAGUGGACAUCAGUCCUAGAGUGUGCCCGGGGCCCAGGGAGAGUGGCCCUGCAGUUCAGAGGGCCAGGAUCCCAGACAGAGUGUCCAGGCAACCCCCAGGGACCCUUGGCCAUGCUCCUCUGGACGCUUUGUACCAGCCCUGUUGUCCUCCGGCCCAUUAAGCUUUCUUUCGCUCUUGAAAGGCGACCCUCUGACAUUACCCCACUAGAACCGCCCCGGCUGCAGCAGUUCCAGUGUGGAGAGCUCUCGCUGCUGACCAAAGUCAACGCCAGGCUCCGGCUGGUCUGCCUUUCUCUCCAGGAGCCCGAGCUCCCCAGCCCUGCACAAGCUGCUGCUGCUGCUGCUCCGUCUUGACCCUGACUGCCUAAGGUGGCCCUGAGGCCAGGACCCCAGACACUGGGCUCACCGACCACUGCUCUGCUGUGACUGCCAGCUACUGUAGUGCCAGCCUGCCCCAGGAACACAGGCAGUGUCGUGCGGUGCUGGCUUCCUCUAGUCUAGAACACUGACACUCAGGUGUGGCCCGGAGUGCUGGGCUCCGCCGUGCGGGGGGAAAGCAGAAGGAAAGCGAAAGCUGGACCCUUGUGACUGUGACCAUGCUGUGAUAGGCCCUUUGGUUUUCAAUAAACCUCUCUGAGGACUUUCUGACCUA
This is a messenger RNA of Meriones unguiculatus (Mongolian gerbil), 3986 nucleotides long. RefSeq names its product CST telomere replication complex component 1 (gene Ctc1). The record is from RefSeq and is a predicted model, not a curated record. Bases 41 to 3688 code for a protein of 1215 amino acids. The transcript has 23 exons. Gene Ontology annotation, cellular component: CST complex. Lineage: Eukaryota; Metazoa; Chordata; Mammalia; Rodentia; Muridae. Gene Ontology annotation, molecular function: telomeric repeat DNA binding; single-stranded DNA binding. Gene Ontology annotation, biological process: telomere maintenance via telomere lengthening; positive regulation of DNA replication.